Bufo gargarizans (Asiatic toad) is the source of this 2026-nucleotide messenger RNA. Its product is annotated as RING finger protein 112-like. Lineage: Eukaryota; Metazoa; Chordata; Amphibia; Anura; Bufonidae. The transcript is spliced from 13 exons. The coding region runs from base 60 to 1589 and encodes 509 amino acids. Gene Ontology annotation, molecular function: GTPase activity; GTP binding. The record is from RefSeq and is a predicted model, not a curated record. Gene Ontology annotation, biological process: protein homooligomerization; endoplasmic reticulum organization.
UGAAAGCAAAGGACAACAGGACAACCAUCUGAACGAACAGCUCACUACUGACACAGAACAUGGAGCGAGACUUCACCCCAGGAUUCACAAUUUUCUAUGACUCUUCAAGUAGAGAAGCAGGACGAAGAAGGGAAUUCACGUCGAUCUGCCCUCUGUGCAAUAAAGAGACAAAGAAGCCCAUCACUAUCUCGUGUGGACACACCUUCUGCUGGAGUUGCUACCAUGAAUAUGAAGAGGCCAAAGGGCAAUUUGGAUAUAGUUGUCCAUCAUGUAUCAACCAAGAACCAGAUGAGCCCCUGCAGCUAGUAAGUGUUGAUGAGAAUGGCCUGCUGGUUCUACAAGAGAGGGUCCUGUAUAGCUGUUUCCUGGGUCGGAGGAUUGAAGAAUACCCCGUUUACGUGAUAAGUGUGAUCGGAGAGAGGCGGAGAGGAAAAUCCUUUCUAAUGAAUUACCUCAUAAAAGCCCUCCAAAGCCAGGAGACAGCUAAGGAAUUUGAUCUUGGAGCAGAAGAUGAGAUAUUGAAGGGUUUUCCUUGGAAGCCUGGAACAGACAGAGUUACUUAUGGGAUUUGGAUAUGGAGUAAACCUUUCAUCUUGGAACGAAAUGGACAGAAAGUCGCUGUAUUUCUGCUGGACACGGAAGGCUCCAUGGAUAUGGAAGGUGAUAGAAAAGCCUACAUAAAGAUGUGCAUGUUAACCAUGCUCCUCAGCUCACACCUUAUUUGCAAUGUGAAUAAUGACAUAAAAGAAACAGACAUCGACUAUCUUGAGCUGUACUGUGAUGGAAUCAACCGCGAUAAACUGGAUAAUUUAAAGUACUUUGAUUUUUUGAUUCGAAAUUGGCAUGACCCUAAGAAAUGCACAGCAAAUGAUGCCAAAUCCUAUAUGACAAAGGAAACUGAGAAAAUGAAGAAUAGAUACAAGAACUGCAACUUUUUGGCGGUUCUUCGCCAGUGUUCUUCCGAAUGCUUCUUGAUGCCACACCCAGGAACAGAAAUCACUAGCAAGGAGACGGGAAGACUUAAAGAUAUGAAUAAAGAAUUCCAGGACAGCUUGAGAACAUAUCUUUCAGGCGUUGUAGAGAGAGUCCAGCUCAAUAUUGGACCUGCUGACCAUACAAAUACGCUCACAUGUAGUGAGAUGUUUCAGAUGAUGACGGUGUUUGUGUCGUACAUUAAUGAUCUGAAGUACAACAUCUCCAGUCCUUUAGAGAUGUAUAACAUGAGAAAGAACCAGGAACGCAUGGAAGAAAUAAAGAACGAGUUUCAAAAAUUUCUCAGUAGCUGGCCCAUGUGGCGACUCAGAAUAGGGGAUACGGUUGCUGAAAAGAUCUCAGAACUUCAAAAGGAAUUUGAGCAAUCUUUCAGAGGUAUAAAUGAAGAGGAUCGCAAGGAUCUGCUGGAGAAGCUGAAGGAAUAUUUAUUAACUGAAGGAGACAAGUUCUGCCGUAGUCACAAUAUUAAGCUUCUAAUAAAUGGGGUUCCCGUAGGUUUGGCAUUAAUAGGGGCAGUAAAUCCAGCAGCAGCCAGGGUGGCUUUCAAUGGAGCUGCAAAAUUGGCAGGUUGGAUUCUGUUUCGUAAAUUCUUUUGAUGCAAAUACACAUGUAUGGUAGGAUGGGGAGUAUUUGGGGGCAUUGUGAAGUGUCCGAACUUAAAAAACAGCCAUUGGGACCCCCCAUUGAUCAGCUGUUAUCUAUAUGGAAACCUGGUAGUGCCACCACACUGAAAAUGAAUUCAUGUAAAUUGGGUGGGCACCAAAAAUCAAAUAGUAAAGCUACAUAGUUGGUAAAGUUGAAAAAAAAAUCACAGAUCCAUUUAGGCCAACCUAUAAUCAUAUUUUUCAGACUAUAAGAUUAUAAAACUGUUGUAGGAAAUAUUCAUUAUCAAUAUUUGGGGUUAAUAUUAAUAAUAAUUCAAGCGGACCUUUCAUGGUUUUGUAUUAAUGGAGAUAAAUACCUUUACUUGCGGGGUACCCCCUCGCUGAUGCUGCCACCCUGGCUAAAAUAUCGCUCCUAUGCCCCUGCUGUG